Gasterosteus aculeatus aculeatus (three-spined stickleback) is the source of this 4075-nucleotide messenger RNA. It is a transcript of the gene sec24c, whose product is annotated as SEC24 homolog C, COPII coat complex component. The record is from RefSeq and is a predicted model, not a curated record. Gene Ontology annotation, cellular component: endoplasmic reticulum exit site; COPII vesicle coat. Gene Ontology annotation, molecular function: zinc ion binding; SNARE binding. Gene Ontology annotation, biological process: COPII-coated vesicle cargo loading; intracellular protein transport; endoplasmic reticulum to Golgi vesicle-mediated transport. NCBI's taxonomy places the organism in Eukaryota, Metazoa, Chordata, Actinopteri, Perciformes, Gasterosteidae.
CUGCGGGGCCCGGAUGUGGACGUGGCACCGCGCUGCAGCAGUUCCGCUGGAUGUCCGCUUCUGAUACCGACGAGGGAUUAGUGAGAAACACCUCGGCUCCAGCUUGUCGACCACCGGGUAUCACAGUUCGCCCCGAGCAGCGAAUAGCCGUUUACAAGACAUCGGAGAUUCAGGGAUGAUCUGAGGAUGAAUGUAAACCAGCACUCUCCGAUGCCCUCUCCGUACGGCCAGACCCAGCCCGGCUACGGCCAGCCCGGCUACGCGCCCCUCGACGGGGGCUACGCCGCGCCCUACGGCCCCUACAAUGGCCCCGCCUCGGCCUUCCAGCCCGGGGCUCCGCCGCAGGGUUAUUCUCCUUUCACAAGUUUUCCCUCUAAGGCUGUGGCCGCCAGCCCAGUCUCUGACCUCUCCUCUCCUGUCGACCUAGGUCCCGUCCGGGGUCCUCCUGCCUCCGGAGCCCCUCCGGUCUCAGCACCCCAAGUAUACAAUCAGUAUGGCCACGGUCAAGGGGACAUGCAGAAUGGACCCCCGCCUAUGACACAGGCCCCGCCCAGGCCUGCUGCGUCUCAGCCGUACCAGCAGGGAGCCGUGAACUUGUCCGGGCCACAAGCCUCCUAUCCCCAGCACUACGGGCCCCAACCCUCAAUGCAGCACGUCACUAACCAGAUGACCGGGAUGCAGAUCACCUCUGCACCGCCAACACCUGCGGGGCCGGGAUAUGCACCGCCGCACGGCUCCCAGCCUCCCGUCAACACCGCCUACUCAGGGGCGCCUCCACACGCUUACACCCAGGCCCCUCCGCCGGCGUCCUCGGCCCCAACCCAGCCGCCGCCCCCGAGUGGCCCUGCAGCUCCUCAGCAAUACUACAGAGGCCCGCCGGCUCCUUCUCAACAGCCGUUCAACUCGUCUCUCCCCCCUACCUCCCAACAGCAGUUUUCCUCUCCCGCGGCGCCACCCCCUUCCUCCCAGCCUACCUUUCCUCCCUCCUCCUACUCGGGUCCUGCGUCGACGCCGGGCCACGCUCCUGCUCCCCUGGUGUCCCAGCCACAGCAGUCCUUCGCGCCAGCCCAGCAGCCCCCCUUCUCCUCAGCACCUCCACCUGCCAGCCAUCAGUCUUUUGUCUCCGGCCCGCCUCCCCCCGCCCAGGGCUCCUUCCCACCUCAAGCACCCCCUCCCGCCUCUCAGCCGGGCUCUUUUCCGUCUCCUCAGCCGAUCUCGAUGCCUUCCGGGCCGUACCCAGGCCCCAUGCCGCCCCAACAGCAGCACCCUGCGUCCCAGCCAUCCCCCUACCACUCGGGUCCCCCUCCUCCAAGGGCUCAGAUGCCUCCCACUUCCAUGGCCCAGAGCAACCACCUGCCGCCAGGGCCUCAGGGCCCGCCGGGGCCUCCCGGGCCCAUGCAGCAGCCUCCCCCUCAGUCUGGCAUGCAGGGAGGAUACCCCCCUCAGCAGAAUGGUGCGUUCGGGCAGGUGAGAGGCCCCCAGCCCGGCUACGCAGGCCCGUAUCCCGGUCAACAAAACUACGGGGCCCCUGCACCAGCACCGCCUCCGGCUCCCCCUGCGCAGAAGAGACUGGACCCGGAUUCCAUUCCCAGCCCGCAAGCGUCUGACAUGCCGGCUGUGCAGAAAUCAAGACAUAGAAUAGACCCAGACGCUAUUCCCAGCCCAAUCCAGGUAAUAGAGGAUGACAAGGCCAAGAGCACCGAGCCAUUCAGCACAGGAGUCCGAGGUCAGGCGCCGCCGCUCGUUACCACCAGCUUCCAGGUCAAAGACCAAGGGAAUGCCAGUCCCAGGUUUGUGCGCUGCACCGCUUACAACAUGCCUUGCACGGCCGACAUGGCCAAGCAGUCUCAGGUGCCCCUGGCCGCCGUCAUCAAGCCCCUCGCCACGCUGCCACCAGACGAGACGCCUCCGUACCUGGUGGACCACGGCGAGGGCGGUCCGAUCCGCUGCAACCGCUGCAAGGCCUACAUGUGUCCAUACAUGCAGUUCAUAGAGGGAGGUCGCCGCUUCCAGUGUGGCUUUUGCAGCUGCGUCACAGAGGUGCCUCCACAUUAUUUCCAGCAUCUGGACCACACUGGUAAGCGGGUGGACUGCUAUGACCGGCCCGAGCUCUCGCUGGGCAGCUACGAGUUCAUGGCCACUGUCGACUACUGUAAGAACAACAAGAUUCCUCAGCCUCCAGCCUUCAUCUUCCUCAUCGACGUGUCCUACAAUGCUGUGAAGAGCGGCAUGGUCAACAUUGUCUGCCAGGAACUCAAGAGCCUCCUCGACUACCUGCCCAGGGAGAACCCAGAGAUGGACUCCGUGGUUCGGGUGGGCUUCGUCACCUACAACAAGGUUUUGCACUUCUAUAACGUCAAGGCGAGCCUGGCCCAGCCCCAGAUGCUGGUGGUGUCCGAUGUGUCCGACAUGUUCGUACCUCUGCUCGACGGCUUCCUGGUCGACGUAAACGAGAGCCGGCUAGUUAUCGAGAGUUUGCUGGAUCAGAUCCCAGAGAUGUUUGCAGAAACCAGGGAGACGGAGACGGUGUUUGGACCGGUCAUCCAGGCCGGACUAGAGGCCCUCAAGGCCGCAGACUGCUCAGGGAAGCUGUUUGUGUUUCACACCUCUCUGCCCAUCGCGGAGGCUCCUGGAAAACUAAAGAACCGGGAAGACAAGAAGCUGAUUGGGACGGAUAAGGAGAAGUCUCUGUUUCAGCCCCAGGUGGCUUUCUACAACACCCUGGCUAAGGAGUGUGUAGCACAGGGCUGCUGUGUGGAUCUCUUCCUCUUCCCCAACCAGUAUGUGGACGUCACCACGUUAGGGGUGGUCCCCGUCUCCACCGGAGGGUCCGUCUACAAAUACACCUACUUCCAGGCUCAGUCGGACAGGGAGCGGUUCCUCAACGACCUCAGACGGGACGUUCAGAAACUCGUGGGCUUUGAUGCCGUCAUGAGGGUGCGAACCAGCACAGGUAUCCGGGCGACGGACUUCUAUGGCUCCUUCUUCAUGAGUAACACCACAGACGUGGAGCUGGCGGGCUUGGACUGCGACAAGGCCGUCACCGUCGAGUUCAAACACGACGACAAGCUCAGCGAGGAGACGGGGGCCCUCAUGCAGUGCGCCGUGCUGUACACCAGCUGCAGCGGCCAGAGGCGCCUCCGCGUGCACAACAUGGCGGUCAACUGCUGCUCCCAGCUGGCCGACCUCUACCGCAAUUGCGAGACCGACACGAUCAUCAACUUCUUCUCCAAAUACGCUUUCCGAGGUCUCCUGAACAGCCCCACCAAGGCGGUGAGGGACACUCUGGUCAACCAGUGCGCUCAGAUUCUAGCCUGCUACCGGAAGAACUGUGCAAGCCCCUCAUCGGCCGGUCAGCUGAUCCUCCCAGAGUGCAUGAAGCUGCUACCGGUGUAUUUGAACUGCGUGCUGAAGAGUGACGUCCUGAUGCCGGGGGCCGACGCCUCGCUGGACGACCGGGCUUACCUGAGGCAGCUGAUCAGCUGCAUGGACGUGUCAGAGAGCCACGUGUUCUUCUACCCGCGCCUGCUGCCGCUGACCAAGAUUGAGAGCGGCUCGCUGCCCGUGGCGGUGAGGGACUCGGAGGAGAGGCUGUCUAAAGGCGGGGUUUACAUCCUGGAGACGGGGCUCCACCUCUUCCUGUGGGUGGGAGCCAGCGCUCAGCAGGAGCUGCUGCUCAACAUCUUCGGCACGCCGAGCUUCAGCCAGAUCGACCCGAGCUUGACAAGCCUGCCGGUGCUGGACAACCCGUUCUCUCAGAGACUGCGAGAAAUCAUCGAGUCGUUCAGAGCGCAGAGAUCACGAUACAUGAAGCUGAUGGUGGUGAAACAGGAAGACAAAUCCGAGCUGAUAUUCAGGCACUUCCUGGUUGAGGACAAGAGCGCCAGCGGGGGAGCGUCAUACGUGGACUUCUUGUGUCACAUGCACAAGGAGAUCCGCCAGCUUCUCAGCUAGGCCUACAGAGCCCACCUUCACCUGUAUGACCUCCUCCCACUCAGUUCACCCUUCCGUGUGAAAGAAAGCGCUUUAUCUUUUUUCUUUUUUACCUAAUAAACUAAAGCUGUCUGAUAAACCA